This is a messenger RNA of Coregonus sp. 'balchen', 9400 nucleotides long. Lineage: Eukaryota; Metazoa; Chordata; Actinopteri; Salmoniformes; Salmonidae. The record is from the annotation of a GenBank genome assembly.
AUGACCAUGGACGACUUCCAAUUUAUGGACAGCUUCAAGCACAUCACAUUGACCCUCAAGACUGCGACUUCCCUUUGUAUUGUUCAGCAGAUCAAUGCCAAUAAAACGGUGAUUUUAGAGGAAGUUAAGAAAAAAUGAGUGCACUGACUUACAUUAUCUUGAAAAUAGUUGUUGUUCAGUGUUUCACAUGCUCAUAUUUUUGCUGAAAAAUCUGCACGGUAGCUGAUCACGAUCAGCUCAGCUAACUUGCCAGCUAGUUGGCUACUAGUAGCAAGCUAACUACAGUAGCUACUGUAGCCAGCAGAAGCUGCAGCCUGGUCGUCAAUAGUUACCACAGACACAAAGUCAUAAACUCCGCCUAUUUCAAACAUGUAUCUUCUUAUAAUGUGAUUUUAAACCUAACCUUAACCCCAACCUUAACCACACUGCUAACCUUAUGCCUAACCUUAAAUUAAGACCAAAAAACGAUAUAGCCAAUUUUGACUUUGUGGCUGCGGUAAGUAGUGAUAACCCUGCAUCCUGGCAAGCUGUUCACGUGUGCCAGUUACUGCCCUGUGCUGCCAGUGUGUAUUGCAUAACAUUUGUAAUCUGCAAUGUAUGAGUCUAAUCUGUUUCAGUUGUGGAUGUCAAGAAUGGAAGGAAUUAAACUAUUUUCUGGACAUGAAAUUCUGAAUGGUAGGUGGCCUAAAUCAUGGAAACAUGCACUUUAUUUCUGUCAUUAUUACUAGCUAGCUAUUCAAAUUGAAUAUAAUAAUCUCUGGUCAUCUGCUAUGUAACUACUAGUUUUUCAGUGAAAUUCCCAAAUGUAACAAAGACUGACCGUGAGUAAGUAGCUAGUAUGUCCGAUAUUGACAUAACAUUAGUUGAUCUUUCACCCAUAAUGAUAACUAUGGACAGUGGUGUAAAGUACUUAAGUAAAAAUACUUUAAAGUACUACUUAAGUAGUUUUUUGGGGUAUCUGCACUUUACUUUACUAUUUAUAUUUUUUACAACUUUUACUUCACUACAUUCCUAAAGAAAGCAAUGUACUUUAUACCCCAUACAUUGUCCCUGACACCCAAAAGUAAUUGUUACAUUUUGAAUGUAACAAUUAAUCGGUGUAGAGUAUUUAUUACUCCCUGCAGGGCGGUCCCGAGUUGGUUUAUCCGGUCGUCCUGUCCGCGGACGCGCUCCUCGAACGACUCGGGUGCUGCUGCUGCUCCUGCUGAUUCCAUCGAUAAUGGUGUGUAAUUCUGUCAGUGUGAAAUGUGGAUGUGGUGCAAGAAUCAGGCGCAGGAAACAGAGGCUUCGUCCAACAGGCUUUAGUAAAUACACAAAAAAACAAACGGGCCUCAACAAGAGCCCGGAAGGCAAACACGAAAAUUACGCACACAACGCGUAAAACUCUACUCGCCAAAAUAGCGCGCACAACAAGUGCGGAAACUCUCUCCUCUCCAAUGGAGGAAACAAACACUGCACCUCUGACCGGUGAACAAUUACACACAACACAAGACUCAAACAACGAGAACUUAUAGGACACAUAAUAAGCACAAAACAGAAACAGGUGUACCAAUAAGACAAAACCAAACAACCAUCGAAAACAUACAACGGUGGCAGCUAGUACUCCGGGGACGACGACCGCCGAAGCCUGCCCGAACAAGGAGGAGGAGCAGCCUCGGCCGAAACCGUGACAGUAACCCCCCCUUGACGCGCGGCUCCAGGAGGACGCGGAGCAGGGCGCGUGGGGUGACCACGGUGGAACUCAGUCAGAAGAGACAGGUCUAAAAUGUCCCUCCUCGGCACCCAGCACCGUUCCUCCGGACCGUACCCCUCCCACUCCACGAGAUAUUGGAGACCCCCCAUCCGACGUCUCGAAUCCAAGAUGGACCGAACAGUGUACGCCGGAGCCCCCUCGAUGUCCAGUGGGGGCGGAGGAGUCUCUCCUAUCUCACAGUCCUGGAGUGGACCAGCUACCACCGGCCUGAGAAGAGACACAUAGAACGAGGGGUUAACAUGAUAAUCAAUAGGCAGUUGUAACCUGUAACACACCUCGUUCAACCUCCUCAGGACUUUAAAAGGCCCCACAAACCGCCGACCCAGCUUCCGGCAGGGCAGGCGGAGGGGUAGGUUUCUGGUCGAGAGCCAGACUCGAUCUACAGGUGCGUACACCGGCCCCUCACUGCGGUGGAGAUCGGCGCUCGCCUUGUGUCGACGGAUGGCCCGCUGCAGAUGGACGUGUGCAGCGUCCCACGUCUCCUCCGAGCGCCGCACCCACUCAUCCACCUCAGGGGCCUCAAUCUGGCUCUGAUGCCAUGGUGCCAGAACCGGCUGGUAACCUAACACACAUUGGAAAGGGGUUAGGUUGGUGGAGGAGUGGCGGAGAGAGUUCUGUGCCAUCUCUGCCCAGGGGACAUACCUCGCCCACUCCUCCGGCCGGCCCUGGCAAUACGACCUCAGAAACCUACCCACAUCCUGGUUGACACGUUCGACCUGCCCAUUGCUCUCCGAGUGGUACCCCGAGGUAAGGCUCACGAGACCCCCAAACGCUCCAUGAACGCUCUCCAGACUCGGGAGGUAAACUGGGGACUUCGAUCAGACACUAUAUCCUCGGGUACCCCGUAAUGCCGGAAGACGUGGGUGAAUAGUGCCUCAGCGGUCUGUAGGGCAGUAGGGAGACCCGGCAUGGGAAGGAGACGACAGGCCUUCGAGAAGCGAUCCACAACGACCAGGAUGGUGGUAUUCCCCUGUGAGGGGGGAAGGUCUGUAACAAAGUCCACCGAGAGGUGAGACCAGGGUCGUUGUGGAAUGGGCAGGGGUUGUAACUUUCAGGAGGAGACAUAAACCCUCACAUCCCUGGCUAACGUUGGCCACCAGUACUUCGUGCUAAGGCAGUGCACUGUCCGGCCAAUCCCUGGAUGCCCAGAGGAGGGUGACGUGUGAGCCCAAUAAAUAAGUCGAUCCCGAACCUCAAGCGGAACGUACGUCCGACCCACAGGACACUGUGGAGGGCUAGGGUCGGUACGCAACGCCCGCUCGAUUUCAGCAUCGACCUCCCACACCACCGGUGCCACCAGACAAGACCUCGGUAGUAUGGGAGUGGGCUCAACGGACCUCUCCUCUGUGUCAUACCGCCGAGACAGGGCGUCUGCCUUUCCGUUCUGGGACCCAGGGAUGUACGUGAUCUUAAAUAUGAACCGGGCUAGAAACAUGGUCCACCGAGCCUGGCGAGGAUUCAGUCUCCUAGCUGCCCGAAUGUAUUCCAGGUUACGGUGGUCAGUCAAAAUGAGGAAAGGGUGUUGAGCCCCCUCAAGCCAAUGCCUCCACACCUUUAGGGCCUGUACCACGGCUAACAGCUCCCUGUCCCCCACGUCAUAAUUUCGCUCCGCCAGGCUGAGCUUCUUAGUGUAAAAAGCACAGGGGCGGAGUUUAGGUGGCGUGCCGGACCGUUGCGAUAGAACGGCCCCUAUACCGGCUUCUGACGCGUCCACCUCCACCUGGAAUGGUAAAGCGGGAUCCGGAUGCGCCAGCACCGGAGCCGAAGUAAACAGGUCCUUCAGUUUCCCAAAAGCCCUGUCCUCCUCAGCUGACCACUGCAAGCGCACCGGACCCCCCCUUCAGAAGGGACGUUAUGGGAGCUGCCACCUGUCCAAAACCCCGGAUAAACCUCCGGUAGUAAUUCGCAAAGCCCAAGAACUGCUGCACCUCUUUAACCGUGGUUGGGGUUUGCCAAUUACGCACGGCUGACACACGGUCAACCUCCAUCUUCACCCCUGACGCGGACAACUGAUAACCCAAAAAGGAGACAGACUCCUGGAAGAACAGACAUUUCUCUGCCUUGACAUACAGGUCGUGCUCCAACAGCCUCCUCAACACUCGGCGCACCAGGGCUACAUGCUCGGCUCGGGUAGAAGUGUACACCAGAAUAUCGUCUAUGUACACGACCACUCCUUGCCCCUGCAUGUCCCGGAAAAUCUCAUCCACAAAGGAUUGGAAGACUGAAGGAGCAUUCAUUAACCCGUAUGGCAUGACGAGAUACUCGUAAUGACCCGAGGUGGUACUAAAUGCUGUCUUCCAUUCAUCGCCCUCCCUAAUGCGCACCAAGUUGUAGGCGCUCCUGAGGUCCAAUUUUGUGAAGAACCGCGCUCCGUGUAAUGACUCCGUCAUAGUCGCAAUCAGAGGGAGUGGAUUACUUUAUUUCACAGUAAUCUGAUUGAGACCACGGUAAUCAAUACACGGGCGCAAACCUCCAUCUUUUUUCUUCACAAAAAAGAAGCUCGAGGACGCAGGGGAAGUGGAGGGCCGUAUGUAUCCCUGUCUCAGAGACUCGGCUAUGUAUGUCUCCAUAGCCCUCUUCUCCUCUUGAGACAAAGGAUACACAUGGCUCCAUGGAAGCGCAGCUCCUGCCUGGAGGUCUAUCGCACAAUCCUCCUGUCUAUGAGGUGGCAAUCGCGCCGCCCUCGCCUUGCUAAACACGAGUGCUAAAUCCUCAUACUCAGGGGGAACGUGCAUUGCGGGCACUUGGUUUGGACUCUCCACCGAGGUCGCUCCCACGGAAACACCCAGACAUCGCCCCAUACACUGGGCAGACCACUCCUUAAGAGCCCUCUGUUGCCACGAAAUAGAGGGAUUAUGGGUAAUCAACCAGGGAAGCCCCAGCACCACCGGAUACGCAGGAGAGUCGAUCAGAUAUAGCUGAAUAGUCUCCUCAUGACCCCCCUGCGUCUUCAUCCUAAGUGGCGCCGUGACCUCCCUAAUCAACCCCGAUCCCAACGGGCGGCUAUCUAGAGCAUGUACAGGGAAGGGAGCAUUGACAGGAAGGAGAGGAAUCCCUAACUCUACACAAAACUUCCGAUCAACAAAGUUCCCAGCUGCGCCUGAAUCUACUAGCGCCUUAUGCUGGGACCGAGGUGCAACCUGUGGAAAACUGACAGGUAUAGUUAGGUGCACAACAGAGAGCUCUGGGUAAGUGGGGCACCUACUCACCUGGAAUGACUCCCCAGUGCGUGGCCUGUUGUCUCUUCCCCCUGGAGACCCUCCCCAGCACCUAGCCGCAGUGUGUCCUCCACGGCCACAGUUGGUGCAGGGGACGGCCCCCCUUGGACUCCUUCUCCUCCUUUCUCUAGCGCCAGCACCUCCGAGCUCCAUAGGACUCGGCUCGGAGGCGCUGGAGGGUGGAAUGGACGGCCCCCACUCGGGACGUCCGCGGGUGGCCAGCAGGGUGUCGAGGCGUAUGGCCAUGUCCACCAACUGGUCAAACGAGAGGUUGGUGUCCCUGCAAGCCAGCUCACGGCGGACGUCCUCCCGUAGGCUGCACCGAAAGUGGUCAAUGAGGGCCCGCUCAUUCCACCCUGCAUCUGCCGCUAGAGUCCGGAACUCCAAGGCAAACUCCUGGGCGCUCCUCUUCCCCUGCCGGAGGUAGAAUAGACGCUCCCCCGCCGCUUUCCCCUCAGGUGGAUGGUCGAACACAGCCCUGAAGCGGCGGGAGAACUCCGCGUAGGUGAUCGUUGCGGCGUCUAUCCCCUUCCACUCGGCGUUGGCCCACUCCAACGCCUUGCCGGUGAGACAGGAGAUGAGGGCGGAAACGCUCUCGUGUCCCGAGGGCGCCGGGUGUACAGUGGCUAGGUAGAGUUCUACCUGUAAGAGGAAACCCUGACACCCGGCAGCGGUACCAUCAUACGCCCUCGGGAGCGAGAGCCGAAUCCCACUGGGUUCUGGAGCCUGGACAGGCGGACUGGCCGAUGGUGGGGGUGAGGUAGGUGGAGGUGUGGGUAUCCCACUGGUCUCCCAUCGGUGUAGAGUAUUUAUUACUCCCUGCAGGGCGGUCCCGAGUUGGUUUAUCCGGUCGUCCUGUCCGCGGACGCGCUCCUCGAACGACUCGGGUGCUGCUGCUGCUCCUGCUGAUUCCAUCGAUAAUGGUGUGUAAUUCUGUCAGUGUGAAAUGUGGAUGUGGUGCAAGAAUCAGGCGCAGGAAACAGAGGCUUCGUCCAACAGGCUUUAGUAAAUACACAAAAAAACAAACGGGCCUCAACAAGAGCCCGGAAGGCAAACACGAAAAUUACGCACACAACGCGUAAAACUCUACUCGCCAAAAUAGCGCGCACAACAAGUGCGGAAACUCUCUCCUCUCCAAUGGAGGAAACAAACACUGCACCUCUGACCGGUGAACAAUUACACUCAACACAAGACUCAAACAACGAGAACUUAUAGGACACAUAAUAAGCACAAAACAGAAACAGGUGUACCAAUAAGACAAAACCAAACAACCAUCGAAACAUACAACGGUGGCAGCUAGUACUCCGGGGACGACGACCGCCGAAGCCUGCCCGAACAAGGAGGAGGAGCAGCCUCGGCCGAAACUGUGACACUCAAGUACGACAAUUGAGUACUUUUUCCAACACUGACCAUGGAAUCAUUCUUUGUAAGUGUCCAUCUUUUGACUUUGUGUCACGGUUUCGGCCGAGGCUGCUCCUCCUCCUUGUUCGGGCAGGCUUCGGCGGUCGUCGUCCCCGGAGUACUAGCUACCACCGUUCGAUGUUUCAUGUUUGUUUGGUUUUGUCUGUUUGUACACCUGUCCCUUGUUAGUGUUUGAUUUUGUUUCCUAUUUAGUUAUCGUGUGUUGGGUCAGGUGUUAUGUGUGAUUGUUAUGUCAGCUGUUGCUGUUGAUGGGUUUUCUCUCUCGUGUUGUUUGUGUCGAGAGUCCGCACUGCGUGCGCCUUUUCUUGUUUUUACGCACUGUUGUGUGUGUGCGUAAUUUGUUCAUGCCUCCCGGUUGGGUUGGCUAUUCACCUGUUUGGAGUUACUAUUUUGGAUUGCUAAAGUCUGUUGACGAACACCCUUGUUCCUGUGCUUGAUUCCCUGCACCACAUCCACACUCAGCGUUCUGACACUUUGCUCACGUAUAAAUUAUGUUUUACAAUAGUUGACUUUGCUCACGUAUAAAUUAAUGUCUCAUUAGUAUUGCAUGCAAUAAUGCAAGAAACUGACCCUGUAUUCAAUCUGUGGCACAGAUAACUCUAGUGACCACAGACCUGAAGGUCACCUGACUGUGGCAGAGUUUCAGCCUUACAGGAAGAGUCUCAUACUGAGUUAGUUGACCUCAUGUUUUAUACUCUAUUGUACACAUUUAGCUAAUUGAAGCCAUAGGUUUGCAUCAUUAGCUUUUUUCAUUAGGUAGCUAGCUAUAUGAUCUAUGUAUGUAGCUCAACAAAUAGAUGUCUCCCUUCCUCAGAUGAUGAAAUUGAUGAGAGCCAUGUCAACUUUGUGGUCAUUGAUGAGUUCCAUGAGAAAUGUAGUCCUGCUGUGAGUACCUAACCCUCACAAUUAGGGUUUCAUUUCACUUCGCCCCCUGUGUGUACGGUUCCCAUUACAUAGCCUAUUGGCAUACAGACGUGGAUAACAUCUCUGACGAAAAUGAAGCUGUAAUGAGUCUAAGGAGGUGUGUGCCCUGUGUCCUGUCCUGUGGGUGUAUGGAGUGAUCUCUAGUACCUUGCUUGGUCAUGCUAUCUCCACAAUAGGUGAUGCACAUCCGGAAGCAGCAGGUGAUCGGGAUAGGAGCUGACGGGGACGGGACGUUCCUGCAUGAGAGACUCUGUUGGCUGCAGGUGAGGAAAGAGAUACAGAGCUCUAAGUAAUACUACCUAGGCUUUUUGAUAUGAAUAUGUUCAUCAUUUUCUAUUUUUCAUUAUCUAUUACUUUUCAUGAAUGGAAAUUUGAACUGCUGAACUAUAUCCAAUCUCCUUUGUAGAUUGCCACUAAGAACAAGGUGUACCUCUUUGACAUCCUGUUGCUUGGAGCCCGGGCCUUCAAGAACAGCCUGUCCAUGAUCCUGGAAAAUAACCACAUAUUAAAGGUGAGUAAUGUAGACAGGAGAUUAUUAUAUUAAUCCAUUUUACUUCUACCUCAUGUAAUUUCACCUCUGUCGGUGUAUGUAUCUUAUUCAGGUCACCCAUGACUGCCGGAGGAUUGCCAGAUGUCUGAUGGCUCAGUUUGGAGUAAAUCUCACAAACGUCUUUGACACGCAGGUAGUGUACUGUAGAAAAUGUAUGAUCCUAGAGUGUGCAGCCGAAGCUUUGUUGUCGUUCUAUGAAUGGAUUCUUACUGCCCUGUAGGCAUCAUACCAAGUAUUACCCUCCCAGCCUUAUCACUGUGAUGUGUUUGGGUUAUUUCUCCAUAGUUGGCAGAUAUCCUGUGCUUCUGCAGAGAGACAGGUGGCUUCCUGCCAGACAGGGUCAGUACUCUACAGGAAGUGGUGAUCCUACAUCUGAAGAUGCCCUCAUCAUGACUCUCCUCUCUCAAGAUCAAGUGUCUGCUCACCAAGGUACAUAACCCUAAAGCAGGGAACAUAGCACAACAGUAUGGAUGUGGUCUGUGUGUGUCUGUGUGUGUAUCUGCAUUUCAAGACUUGUUACUGUGUGUGUCUGUACUAUACCUGUAGGAGGACAAAGAGGUGUGGUACGUGUGUCCCUGCUCUGCGUCCCUGCUGAAGGUCAUGGCCCUGUCGGUGAUCCAUCUGCAGCCUCUGAGGCUGGUGCUGCUGUAUGCCCUCAUGGCUGACUACACAGGCCUGGUGGACUCCUACCUUAGCUGCAGCCGUGAGGAACCUGUCCACAUGCAGAACAUUGGCUCUGUGAGCAAAUGAGCUACACACACAUGACCCAACACACAACCACCCAGAUAAAUAAAGUACUUACAUCCUCAAACAUCCAGAGUCACUUACUCAUUACUGUACAUAUGACAAAUGGCAAUGUUGACGGAAAACAUUGUAAUAGUAGAGAAUAUUUAGUGAAUAGAUCUCAAUGACAGUAAUUAUCUGAGAUAUAAAUGUCCCAGUGUGUUGAGAUGAUAUAGAAGCUUAUGUACUGCUGUGUGUAUCUGUCUACAGAGCAGUGUUCUGGAGCUGCCUAGGGAGCUGCAGGAGUUGGAGCACAUGCGGCAGGAGUGGGCCAUCGACCAUCACCCUGUCAUAGAGCAGGGCCUGCUGGAGCGCUCCAACCCCAGACCCCUACCCCCAUCACAGGAUGGGCAGGGCCAGAACACAGACACCCAAAGACAACCUGACCCCCCUGUCCCCACAGCAGGGCUGCAGGCCCGAGCAGAGACCCCCCGUCCCAGCAAUACCCCGUGGGCAUCUGACCUCCAUGCUAUGCCCAGUGCCCUGACCCCAGAGGUCCAGCAGAGCUCCAGGAAACAGCCCUCUGGAGUCGUCAGCCCAGCGGCUCCAUCAGGAUCAGGAGCAUCAGGACUCAUGGAGAUAGUGGUGGACACAAUGGCAGGCAGAGGGAGGUCUCUGAUGAAAGACCCAGCACCACCAACCCUCCCUGUCUUCCCUUGCCUUCCCUACUUGCCUUCCUCUCCCUGGGAAGAGGCCUGGCUCUCCCGAUACCAGCGGCCCAGGUCCCCAAGGAGAGCCCCAGGGUCCUGA